CUAAUAAUGUGGCGGCAGAUGAUAAAUCAAUGGUUUUCUCAAUCCUUUACUUUAUACCGUCGCUCUAUCGAAUGAUCCUUCACGAGAAGAUAUAUAACUUUUAUCCAGAAAUCGAGAGAAAAUUUACGCUCCCCGGAUUUUCUUUCCAUCCAAACACUCCUUUUCUCUUACUGAUUUCUCUCUCAUUUGCAUCUGUCUAACGCCCCUCCAUUUUUAUCACUUUCUUAGGAAACAAAAGCGAGCCAAAUCGCCCUCACCAGGCGAGAAAAGAAGGUAUGCUUAGUUUAUUUUCGAGCCUUUAAAAUAAUAUAUUUCUAGGGUUUCGGAUUAGCUCUAGUUCUUGCAAUGAUAUCUGUCGUAAAAAGCGAUAGAGAAUUAGUAACAAAUUCGAAUACGAUCGAAGAUAACCGAGGAGAAGCUAGGGUUUCUGGUGACGUUGCUGAUAGCCCCGAUGAAGAGAAAGCCAGGAUUUCUGGCUUGGAGCGUGAUUCCAAAGCUCAAGGGAGUGGAGCUAUUGCUAGGGUUUUAGAGAAUAAUGGAUCUACUGAAGAGCUUAACGCUAUGGUCGGAGUUGGUGAGGUUGAUGUAGAUGAGGAAAUGGAAGAAGAAUCUGGAGCUUUUGAAGUAACAAACGAGAAAAACCCAAGUUUUGUUCAAUUCGACCUACAAAAUGACCGAUGUGCCGUAUCUAGAGUUAAUGCGAAGGGAGAGGUUUAUAAUUCCUUUAUGUCUGAGUUCGAUGAUUUUGUUGCCAAUGAGAAGCAUGAGGCCAUGGCUGGAACAUCUAGGGCAUUGAGUUAUGGUUUUGAACUGGGUGAUAUGGUUUGGGGGAAGGUGAAAUCACACCCAUGGUGGCCAGGGCAUAUUUUCAAUGAGGCCUUUGCAUCAUCUUCGGUGAGGCGCACCAGGAGAGAGGGUUAUGUUUUAGUUGCAUUCUUUGGGGAUAGCAGUUAUGGGUGGUUCGACCCAGCUGAGCUUAUUCCUUUUGAUCCCUAUUUUGCUGAAAAAUCGCAGCAAACGAAUUCAAGGAAUUUUGUCAAAGCUGUGGAGGAGGCUGUGGAUGAGGCGAGCAGAAGGCGUGGGCUUGGUGUGGCUUGUAGGUGUAGAAAUAAGUAUAAUUUUAGGCCAACCAACGUGCAAGGAUAUUUGGAAGUUGAUGUACCAGAUUAUGAGCCAAGAGGAGUAUACGCGGCAAAUCAAAUAAAGAAAGCUCGGGAUGGGUUUCAGCCCAGCGAGACUAUUGCUUUUGUGAAGCAAUUGGCUUUGGCACCACAAGGGUGUGAUCGGAGUACUAUUGAUUUUAUUAAGAAUAGGGCUACAGCUUUUGCAUUACGUAAGUCAAUGUUUGAGGAGUUUGAUGAGACAUACGCACAGGCAUUUGGAGUUCAGCCAAAACUUCCUGCUAAUGAUCCAGCAAGUUUAUUAGAUCAGCCUGUUAAAGAUCCAACCCGAGCCCCUUUGAGUGGUCCACUAGUGAUAGCAGAAGCUCUUGGUAGUGGAAAGAGCCACAAAAAACCUGUGAAAGUGAAGGACCAUUUGAAGAAGGAUAGGUACCUCUUCAAACGAAGAGAUGAACCUGUCGACUCACAGACCCUUCAGCUUGGCCAAAGGCAAGCAACUUCCUCGGCCCCUGCAGCAUAUGAGGAAGGUUCAUCAGCAAUAUUAACUGGUGACUAUGUUUUGCAGAAAAGGGCUCCAAUACCUAUUUCAGCAAAACAUGAAAAUGCUGGAAUUAUCAUCAAGGAAGUUGCAGGUCCUAGUGAAGAUGUACUUGGUAAAGAAGCAGUAAUCUUAGAUCAGGGUCAAAAAUAUCUGGGUGGUCAAACUACCCGAGAUACUACUUUAGAUGAAAAAUCAUCUUAUGAUAAGGAGAAGGAUGCUUUGCAAGAAACAAAGGACAAACUGGGGUCGGAUGUGGUUGCGGUCCUCACAAGUAUGGGUCAGUCUGAUAUUUCUGUGAAGGGAUUGUCUCAGGGUGUAACAGAUAGUGCAUCACCUUCUUUUCAGGAAGGUAAUGCCGUUGUUGAUAUUAGAUAUGAUGAGAAUGCAAAAGCUUCUAGAAUGAAUGAAGAUUCUACACAAACUCUGAGUUUUCCUGCAAGAACUGAAGGAGACAGUAGUUUGGAUAAGCUUCAUGAUGCUCGACCAAGUUCCCAUCUGUCACCAGUUGAUGCAAAGUGUCCUGUUGCAGUGAGUUCUGAUGUUGGAGUGAAGAAGCCCAAAGUUCUUAAGCGCCCUUUGGGGGACGUGGGCUCUGAGAACUCUAUUGUAAAGGUAAAAAAGAAGAAAAAGAAGUUGGGUCCAGAAACAAGCCCUGAUCUUCCAAAGAAGCGUUUGGCCAUGGGAACAGGAGGGGCAUCAGUGGGAAAAUCUAGUCUAAUCAGUGUGGCUACCAGAGAAGAUCCUCGGGUAAACCACCAGAAGAAAGAUGUUGGCACCAGUAAUUCCUCAUUCAGUAGUGGGGUAAAUAUUGAGCUUGAGGUACCACAUCUGUUAAGUGAAUUGCAUGCACUCGCUGUUGAUCCCUGUCAUGGUGCUGAAAGGAAGAGUCCUCCAUUUACAAUGCAGUUCUUUUUGCGAUUCCGGUCCUUUUUUUACCAGAAAAGCUUGGUUUCAUCACCUCCAUCUGAGAGUGAGCCCAUUGAAAUUCGUGCAACUAAAUCUCCAUCUGCCGUUGUUGUUUCUGACAGUUCUGCUGGUGAGAAUGUUAGAGAUUUCUCAACUGCAAAACCUGUAAAACCCAUGGUCAGACCAGAUGAUCCAACAAGAGGUGGACGAAAACGACUGCCUUCUGAUCGUCAAGAAGAAAUUGCAGCAAGGAGGUUGAAAAAAAUCAGUCAGUUGAAAUCGUUAACUGCAGAAAAGAAGGCAGUUCAGAGAACUUUGGAAACCCAUCGAUCAGAAGGGAAAGAACUGGCGACAGCAGCUCCACCAAAACCAGCCAAAUCAGAGUCUUCCAAGAAAAUAGAGCCUCAGCAUAGAGCAGUAGAGCCAACCAUGCUGGUGAUGAAGUUCCCUCCUGGAACAUCUCUUCCCUCUGUUGCUGAGCUGAAGGCCAGGUUUGCUCGAUUUGGCUCAAUAGAUCAGUCAGCUAUCCGUGUCUUUUGGCAGUCCUCAACAUGCCGUGUUGUGUUCCGGCACAAGCUUGAUGCGCAGGCAGCAUAUAAGUAUGCUGUUGGGAACAAUUCCUUAUUUGGUAAUGAUGUUAGUGUGAGGUACAGUGUUCGGGAAGUAGGAGCUCCUGCACCUGAGGCACCUGAAUCUGACAAGGGAAGAGGAGAUGACACUUCCCUUGAGGCUCCACGAGUCAAGGAUGCAGCAAAUGAAAGACUACUUAUGCAGCAGCUUCUUCCUCAGUCAAGCAUCCAGCUGAAGUCCAUUUUGAAGAAACCAACAGGCGAUGAGGCAGGGCAGGUAACUGGUGGUAAUGGUGGUAGAGGGACAGCUCGUGUAAAAUUCAUGUUGGGUGGGGAAGAAACUAGUAGGGGAGAGCAAUUGAUGAUUGGUAAUAGAAACUUCAACAACAAUGCUAGUUUUGCUGAUGGUGGUGCACCUACUUCUUCUGUUGCUAUGGAUUUUAAUAGUAAGAACUAUCAAAAGGUUAUGCCUCCAUCUCCAUCUCAAUCGCCUAUUCUCCCCCCUCCUAGUCAAUUUGCAAAACUCCCAUUUAAUAACACGCAUCAUACUGAAGUAGCUCCCAGAAAUUUUCAUAAUCAGAAUAUUCCUAUUGCUCCACCUAGCACGCCGAGCAUAGACAUUUCACAGCAGAUGCUAAGCCUUUUGACCAGGUGCAACGAUGUUGUAACCUCUGUAACGGGCUUGUUAGGCUAUGUGCCUUAUCAUCCUCUCUGAUGGCUACUACUGUACGGGACGAUACUCGCUGAAUUACUACAAGAAAAAGCCACCGAACCCAUGUCCAAACCUCUGCAUGCAUGGCUUUUUGUAAUAAAGGAGACAAGCUGCACAAUUUUUUCCUCAUGGGACGUGUUUGUGGGCACCAAGAGCUGCUAAAUCAGACGCUAAUUAAGGAAAAUACAUAUGGAUAGUGAUUGGUCUUGUGUUGUGUUGCUUGAGCCUUUUGAGUAAAUGUAACCGUAUAGAUAGUGCCAUCUUUUUUUUCUUUUUUUUUUUGCAUUUCCUUUUUUAUUUUCUGGGUAAUAUUUACUCUUAUAGGCUUGACCAACUUGACUCUUUGCUUUGUGCUUGAAAUGCAUGUUAAUGUAUUAUUGGACUUAGAUUCUA
Manihot esculenta (cassava) is the source of this 4242-nucleotide messenger RNA. RefSeq lists its product as uncharacterized. NCBI's taxonomy places the organism in Eukaryota, Viridiplantae, Streptophyta, Magnoliopsida, Malpighiales, Euphorbiaceae. The coding region runs from base 346 to 3852 and encodes 1168 amino acids. The record is from RefSeq and is a predicted model, not a curated record. The transcript is spliced from 2 exons.